AUGCCACCAGCUCACAAGAGUCACAAUUUCCGUCCGGAAAAUGUUUUGAAGCGUGCAGAAGAUUUGAUCGCCGUUGGGCAAAAGGAAGCCGCUUUGGAUACCUUGUAUGAGCUCAUCACUUCAAGAAGAAUUCGUUACUUGCAAGUGGAAGAUUUAGAGCCUAUAGCUAAUUUGCUCAUUGAAUUGGCUGUUGAAUUAAGGAAAGGUAAAUUGGCCAAAGAUGCUUUGCACCAGUAUAAGAAAAACAUUCAAAUGUCUGAACAUGGAUUGGAAUCAGUUCAAACUAUUGUUCGUAAAUUUAUUUCUUUAGCUGAAGCCAAGUUGGAUGAAGCACAAGCCAAGGCCGAUGUUAAAAUUGAUCAAGAGGAAACUGCUGAGGAUGACUUGGAAACAGCUCAGACUCCAGAAUCUAUUUUGUUGAGCGCCGUUUCAAAUACUGACACUGCUGACCGUACUGAAAGAGAAUUGGUUACUCCAUGGUUGAGGUUCUUGUGGGAAGCUUUCAGAGCCUGUUUGGAUAUCUUAAGAAACAAUUCAAAAUUGGAAGUUACUUAUUCUGCUAUUGUUAACCAGGCAUUUAAGUUUUGCUUAAACUUUAAGAGGAAGGCAGAAUUUAGAAGAUUGUGUGAAUUGUUGAGGGUUCAUAUGCAAACAGUCACCACCCAGGUUAAAACUUCAUCUAACAAUGCUAUUGACUUGUCUGACUCUGACACUGUUCAACGUUAUUUAGAGCAAAGAUUUUCUCAGUUGAAUAUCGCUGUCAAGUUGGAAUUAUGGCAAGAGUCCUUUAGAUCAGUUGAUGAUGUGCAUAGUUUAAUUACUGCUUCCAAAAAGGCACCAAAGCCAACUAUGAUGACCAAUUAUUAUGAAAACCUUGCUAGAAUUUUUGCUGUUUCAGAUAACACAUUGUUUCACGCUGCUGCUUGGAACAAGUUUUUCAACUUGUAUUCACAAUCACCGAAAGCUACCGAUGAGGAAUUGAAGAGAUAUGCUUCGAUUUUGGUGUUGUCUACAUUGGCCAUUUCUCAAAAUGCCAUUCAAGAUGCCGACGAUCAUAAAGCAAAGAAUUCAAAAUUGUCUUCAUUGUUGAAUUUAACUCAAGUGCCUACAAGAGAUGGCUUGAUUAAAUCUAUUGUUCAAAGAGGGAUUAUUAAAUAUGUUGAUGGACCAGUUAAGCAAUUGUUUGACUUGUUGGAAGAGGACGAUUUUCAACCAUUGUCGGUGAAGAAGGAAGUCGUAGAAAUAUUUAAGGCUAUCGAAUCUGACGAUGAGUUUAAGAAAUACAUCCCAACCUUGACUGAGGUUAUCUUAAUCAAAAUCUUUCAACAGGUUUCACAGGUUUAUGACACUGUCAAAUUGGAGUUUUUGGUAUCAUUGGGUGUAUUCAAAGGAUUGCAAUACUCUUUAUCCGAAUUGGAGGUUGAGGAGUUAAUUGUCAAUGCCGUUAAGGAUGAUUUGCUUACCUUAAUUAUUGAUGAUGAAGCUGGAGUUGUUUCCUUCAGAUCUAGUCCAUUUGAAGACGUUACCAAUGCAUCUACUCGCAAGUUGCAAAUCUCGCCAGCUGAAAUCGUUCGUACUCAAAUUAGCAAGUUGGCAGCCACUGUUGCUGAAUCAGUUCAAAUUAUUGAUCCAGAAUUUGAAAUUCGUCGUAAGCAAGCGCAAGAAGUGGCAUUGCAUCGUGCUAUGGCUGAUUUGGUCCGCGAACAGCAAGCUCUCGCUGAUAGAUCCAAGAUUAUUGAGGAACGCAAGAUUGUGGCCGAGAAGCGUAGACGUGAGGAGGAGGAAUUACAAGCUAGAUUGAAGCAGGAGAGAAUUGCUGCUGAACAAAAGGCAGAACAGGAAAGACUAGUCCAAGAGCAAGAGCGUAAGAAAUUGGAGAAAUUACAAAAAGAACGUGAAUUGAUUCAAGAGAAUGAAAAGAGAAAACUUGCUGAGGAGAUUAAUGCCAAGGGUAUCAUCAAGGUUGAUUUGAACAACUUGAAAGAUUUGGACGCUGGUAAGUUGAAGAUGAUGCAAGUUGAACAAUUGAAUAAAGAUAGAAAGGAGUUAGAAGAGAAGUUGAAGGUUACCUUUAAAAAGGCAGACUACUUGGAGAGAGCAUAUAGACAACAUGAAUUGAAAUUAUUGGAUUCUGAAGCGGAAAAGCAAAGAUCAUUGGAGAUUGAGAACUAUGAAGCUGCCAAGAAUGCCAAGAUUGCCAAAGCAAAGAAAGACUUUGAUAAUGCUAUCGCUUUGAAGGAACGUUUUGAACGUAUGUUGCCUGACUACACUGCCUUCAAAGCUGAACUUGACGCCAAGAAUGCUGCAAAAUUAGAAAGAUUGAAGCAAGAAGCUCAUGAAAAGUUCGAAAAGGCUAAGCAAGAGAGAAUUGAAAAGGUCAAGAGGCAACGUAUUGAAGAAUUAAAGGUUAGAAAGGAGAGGGAGCGUAAAGCACAAGCAGAGGAAGCAGCAAGAAAGGCUCAAGCUGCUGAACAUGCCAAGUUAAAGGAAGAAUUGAGAAAGCAAAGAGAAAAGGAUGAAGAGUUGCAAAGAAAGAGGGAUGAAAUGGCAGCACAAGCCGCCGCUCAAGAAGCAAAACCAGCUGGACCAUUGACAUUCGCUCAAAGAAUGAAGUUGAAGAGGGAAGGAAAAUUAGCGUAA
Molecule: messenger RNA, 2640 nt
Organism: Lodderomyces orthopsilosis Co 90-125
Lineage: Eukaryota; Fungi; Ascomycota; Pichiomycetes; Serinales; Debaryomycetaceae
Gene: RPG1A
Product: translation initiation factor eIF3 subunit a
Exons: 1
Coding region: 1-2640 (879 amino acids)
Biological process (GO): translation reinitiation; formation of cytoplasmic translation initiation complex
Cellular component (GO): eukaryotic translation initiation factor 3 complex, eIF3e; multi-eIF complex; eukaryotic translation initiation factor 3 complex, eIF3m
Molecular function (GO): mRNA binding; translation initiation factor activity
Source: RefSeq, a predicted model, not a curated record